AUGUUACGGUUGGGAGUUUUGAAAAACGGCGGUGUUGGCAUGAUGAAAGGUCGGCUCAACAUGCAUCGGUUUGGUGGAGUGGCUAGAAUGAGAAUAAAAAAACGUACUGCGAACUUGUGGAAUCAUCGGUUUUACAGCUCUAGAACGUCUUUGAUGCAAUUUUCAGGAUACAAUAAACAGGUUGUGGUGAAAUUAGUGGUUAUGACCGGAGUGACAUUGGUGUUGGGAAGCAUUUUGUUCAACUACGCAGAAGGCUGGGACGGCGAGGACAAGGUCGUACAAGAGGGCACAGACGAGUACGACGAUGAAAAAUACGAAAAUCGGUCCCGUCCACGCAUCAAGAUCUUCAACAACAACUGGCUUUUUUUCUGGUACUCGACGCUUCCGUUGAAUGCCAUGUCCCGGCUUUGGGGCCAGGUCAACUCUUUCACAUUGCCUGUAUGGCUACGGCCUUUGAGUUUCAAACUGUACGCAUCUGUUUUCGGUGCGAACUUGGACGAAAUGGAGGAUCCGGUCUUGGAGCAUUAUCAGAAUCUCUCAGAGUUCUUUUAUCGAGAAAUAAGACCCGAAACACGCCCAAUUGCUCCUGGCGAUGACGUCGUUGUCUGUCCCAGUGACGGACGAGUUUUGCAGCUGGGAAUCAUUGACGCUCAGACCGGAGAUAUCCAACAAGUGAAAGGCAUGACAUAUUCUGUCCGUGAGUUUCUCGGCACACACGCACAUCCGCAAAUGAGUCGUAGUAAAUCAAUGGAUAGUCUUCACAACAGCUCCGAAAACAAUUCGGAUGACGACCACAUCGAAUUCGCGCGUAUAAAUAAUAUUCCCUACACCCUCAACGACAUGAUUGGCGAAACGCCAGGCGAGAACAAUCCACAUUUACAAAAGAUAGAGUACAAAAACGAAGGUGACUCGUCUUUACCGGAAGCCGCUCCUUCAAGGCCCAAGACCAUGAAGCUUCUGAGCCAGCUUUCUACACAUUACAUGGACAAAAUAAAAAGCACGCAACCCAAAAAUACCAAACUGUGCUUUGCCGUCAUAUAUUUGGCCCCAGGCGAUUACCAUCAUUACCAUUCCCCAGUCAAUUGGGUUUGCAAAUUGCGUCGUCAUUUCCCGGGAGAACUAUUCUCUGUUGCUCCCUACUUUCAACGCAACUUUCCAAACUUAUUCGUGUUGAACGAACGUGUAGCGCUAUUGGGUCACUGGAAACAUGGAUUCUUUAGCAUGACUCCAGUGGGUGCAACAAAUGUUGGAUCUAUCAAGUUGAACUUUGAUAAGGAGCUGGUCACCAAUAGUAGGCGCAAGGAGAAAAUAAAACCCCACACAUGCUUCGAGGCUACGUAUGAAAACACCAGUUCUAUCUUGGGCGGUGUUCCCUUAGUCAAAGGUGAAGAGAUGGGCGGUUUCAUGUUGGGUAGUACCGUCGUACUAUGUUUUGAAGCACCCAACGACUUUGAGUUUAACAUCGAUGUCGGGCAAACGGUUAAAAUGGGUCAAUCUCUUGGUGAGACCAAAUAG
Molecule: messenger RNA, 1515 nt
Organism: Lachancea lanzarotensis
Lineage: Eukaryota; Fungi; Ascomycota; Saccharomycetes; Saccharomycetales; Saccharomycetaceae
Gene: PSD1
Product: LALA0S12e03950g1_1
Exons: 1
Coding region: 1-1515 (504 amino acids)
Biological process (GO): phosphatidylethanolamine biosynthetic process
Cellular component (GO): mitochondrion
Molecular function (GO): phosphatidylserine decarboxylase activity
Source: RefSeq, a predicted model, not a curated record